GAGGUGAACUGGGUGACUUUUAAAUACAACGGCUCUACAAUCGUCCCUGGAGACCAAGGGGUAGACUAUGAAACCUUUAAAAGGAAGUGCACAGAUGAUGUUCGAUUGUUUGGCUUUGUCCGAUUCACCACCGGUGAUGCCAUGAGCAAGCGAGUCAAGUUUGCCCUCAUCACUUGGAUUGGAGAAGAUGUCAGUGGCCUGCAGAGAGCCAAAACUGGGACCGACAAGACUCUGGUCAAAGAAGUAGUACAGAACUUUGCCAAAGAAUUUGUGAUCAGUGACCACAAAGAGCUGGAUGAGGAUUACAUCAAGAACGAGCUGAAGAAAGCAGGGGGGGCUAAUUAUGAUGCACAGACUGAGUAAACGCACGAACCUCCUGGCACCAACACCUGGAUCUCAAAGGGAGGGGAAAGGCACAACAAACUAACACGACUGAGAGACGAGGCAACUGAAAUCCCCAGCUUUCUGUGUGUGCACCUAAGAACUCCCUUCCUUUGCAUACAGUGGACUCUUAUUUCCCAUUCCAUCUCAUGAAACAUCCCUCUCUGGGGUUCUGUGUUUCCCCCCCCGUCUAUUUUUUUACUCAUAACUCUGUCCAUGUUCUUGCAUCUGUGGAAUUUAGGUUUGGCUCUGCUUUGGUCCUAUUCAGCAUUGUGUUCGUAGAGGCUUGCCAUUGUGUCCUUCUUCAUAUGCAUGUCUGUGUGUUUUAGUUGGGCUCAACCUGGUCUCUGAGGGGAGAAGGUUUUGGGGGAGUUCUGGACAUUGAUUAUUUUCAUUUUU
Molecule: messenger RNA, 780 nt
Organism: Tauraco erythrolophus (red-crested turaco)
Lineage: Eukaryota; Metazoa; Chordata; Aves; Musophagiformes; Musophagidae
Gene: COTL1
Product: coactosin like F-actin binding protein 1
Biological process (GO): regulation of actin filament polymerization
Cellular component (GO): actin filament; cortical actin cytoskeleton; site of polarized growth
Molecular function (GO): actin filament binding
Source: RefSeq, a predicted model, not a curated record